AUGGGCAUUUUUGAAGCAUCUAAGUUUCGCAAUGAAAAAUAUAUUUUCAAGUCUAAUCCAUGUGGAAUAUGUGUUAUCAUAAGCAACAACUUUUCAAACACGAAAAUUGAACGGAAAGGUACAAAAAUAGAUCUUGAUAGACUUGAUAAAACAUUUUCAAAGCUAAAUUUUAAAGUUAUUAAAAAAGAAGAUAAAACCGAUAAAGAAAUCUAUCAAAUUAUUGAGAAAUACGGGAAAAAAAAAGUUGAUUGUUUUGUGUGUUGUAUUUUAUCACAUGGAGAUGAGGAAAAAGUAUUUGGAAACGAUAAUAGCCCUCUAACUUUUAAUGAGAUGCGAUCUGCUAUAAGCAAGAAUCAAGAAAAUUUACUCAAGGGAAAACCAAAGAUUUUUUUUAUUCAAGCUUGUCAAGGUCCUAACGCAGCAAAUCAAUACGUUGAAUCAGAUUCUAUAAAUCAAUACGUUGAAUCAGAUCUUAGAGAAGAACUUAACUUGACGGAGAACGAAGACUUCUAUUUUUCUGUAUGCACAACCCCAGGUUUAAAAUAUCUUAUUGUAGUUUUAUAUCAUCUACUGUUUGAAGAUAUUGUGAGAAUGCUAGAUAAAGCUUUAGAAGAAAAUAUUGCGUUUUUAUUGGAUGAUUCAUCAGAAUAG
This is a messenger RNA of Hydra vulgaris (swiftwater hydra), 651 nucleotides long. NCBI's taxonomy places the organism in Eukaryota, Metazoa, Cnidaria, Hydrozoa, Anthoathecata, Hydridae. The record is from RefSeq and is a predicted model, not a curated record.